GGGAGCGCGGGGCCCGUCGCUCCGGGCCCGUCGCUCCGGGCCGCGCUGCCUCCCGCCGCGGGGGCCGCCCCGGGGCUCCUGCCGCCGCUUCCUCCCUUCUCUUCGCGCCCGCUGCUGUCCUGACAGCCGGCCGCGUGGCACUCGGCUUGUGCCCGGUUUAACGGCGACGCUCGGAGGCUAUCGCUGGGCGCGCUGCGCGUCCCGGGGGCCAUGGAGGAGCCGCGGCGGUGCCGCGUGCGGCGGUACCGAUUCACCGAGGGGCCAGCGACGCUGGUGCUGCGCAUCCCCGAGGUGCUGGACCCGCAGUACGGCAUGUUCGCGUGGCCCUGCGCCGUGGUGCUGGCCCAGUUCCUCUGGGCACGUCGGAGCAGCCUCCCCGGCAAGCGUGUGCUGGAGGUACCGACCCCCCCCCGCCGAUACCCCCCGUCCCCCCCCGCUGCCGGGGGUGUCCUCCCCCUCACCGCGCUGCGGUUGCAGCUGGGUGCCGGGGUGGGCCUCCCCGGGGUGCUGGCCGCUAAGUGCGGGGCCGAGGUGACGCUGUCGGACAGCGAGGAGCUGCCCCGCUGCCUGCAGAACUGCCGCCGGAGCUGCGGGGCCAACGGGCUGCCCGGCCUGCCCGUCCUGGGGCUCACCUGGGGCCGGCUCGGCCCGGCCCUGCUUGCUCUGCCCGCCGUCGACAUCAUCUUGGGAUCGGAUGUCUUCUUUGACCCAAAAGACUUUGAAGAUAUUUUAACCACAGUUUACUUCUUGCUGGAAAAGAAUCCACAUGCUCAGUUCUGGACUACUUAUCAAGUACGAAGUGCUGACUGGUCUAUUGAAGCUUUGCUCUGCAAAUGGAAACUAAAGAGCAGCCACAUUCCCUUACACUCCUUUGGAGCAGACAAGGAGCACUUGGCCAGCUCUCCUCUACCAGGGAGACACACCAUUGAAAUGAUGAUCAUCUCACUAGCAGAACCAGAUGGUACUUAAGUUUAUUCCACUUGUUCUUGCCAAUUCAAGAUGACACUGAACUGUUCACUGGUGUAGGGAUCUGCAGAAAACAGUCCUGUUUACAGCAAACCCCACGUGUAGUUGUUGGGAAGCCAGAUUCCCCUCACAGCAAUUCUUGAAACAUACACUGUAAAAAUAAAGCUAUGUUGUUCAGCUA
Apus apus (common swift) is the source of this 1147-nucleotide messenger RNA. RefSeq names its product methyltransferase like 23 (gene METTL23). The transcript has 4 exons. NCBI's taxonomy places the organism in Eukaryota, Metazoa, Chordata, Aves, Apodiformes, Apodidae. The coding region runs from base 211 to 969 and encodes 252 amino acids. The record is from RefSeq and is a predicted model, not a curated record. Gene Ontology annotation, cellular component: cytoplasm; nucleus.